CCUUUCUGUAAAUCGGCGCAAUGUCAGUUAAGACGACGUUUGAUGAGCAAACACAAAGACCAAGUGCUGGUGCAGGAAGCCUUGUCCCACCCAGAAGGUUCCAAAGAGAGAGAUAAUGCGUUCGAUAGAAUACGCAAAGAUGGGAUUUAUCUAUUCAACAAAGAACAAUCCGGAACCAGCGUACUUAUCGAAAAGAAAAGGCUGUGCACUGGUGAUGGGGAAUUCGAGCGUGAAAUCCUCAGUAGAUUUCAUGACAACGAUAUAGGUGAGGUGUGCCGAAGUGAAGCCUUAAUGUUCAUUGGAAGAAGUCUUUACCAAGAACAGAAGGGUAAAGUUGGAAAGGAUAUGGAAGUCAAGAAGUCAGUGAUGUCUGACAUGCGCUCGCUGGCAAGAUUGUAUACAGCGUUCAAAGAAUUCAUGCCCACCAGUCACAACAUAGAAGACAUGUUUAUUAAACCAUCAAGCAAAAUGACAUGUGACUUCACACUCAUUGAUCGAAAAGAGUUUGUUCUGCUUCUUGACAGUCUGUGUAGCAGAUUAACACUGCUUAAUGCAAGACGAGGUGGUGAGCCCAGUCGCUUGAAAAUCGCACACUAUCUGUCUGCGAAGGAGGGGAAAUGGGUCGACAACGAUAAUGUUGCUAAUCUCUCUGAAUGUGACAAGAAACUUUUUUCAGAGAUGAUCAUUGGGUAUCAGCCAGGAAAAGGCAAUCAUCUCGUACCUGUUCUCAUUCCAAAGGAUUGUGUUCGCGGAUUGGACAUUUUGUGUGACCAAGAUGUUCGAAAAAAUGUUCAAGUCCUCGAAACAAAUGACUUUUUGUUCCCGCACACAUCACUUUCACACGAUCACGUUGGUGGGUGGACUUGUAUCAAUAAGAUGUGUUUAAAUGCAAAAUUACUGCAUCCAGAAAAACUUACAGCAAGCAAGCAGAGGCACAGAAUCUCUACUUUAUACAGCGCACUCCAAGCCCCCGAAUCAGAAAAGCAAUAUUUUUACAAGCAUAUGGGCCAUUCAAAGGACGUGAAUCUGGGUACAUACCAGUAUCCGCAACCAAUAAUGGAGGUAAUUAAAGAGCAACACGAAAAGGCACCAUUCAAGAGACGACAUUACGUGAAUCAGGAACAGAAUAUGCAAUCCAAGAAGAUGACUCGUGCUUCGUCAGACCGUGAGCUGCAAGACCUGUAUUUCAACAUCUACGACGAGCGAGAGGCAGCAGGGUUCGUCCUCCCAUCUAACGUAUUCAAGAAGGACCACAUCCCCCUCCUGCAGUCGGUCCUUGUAAACAACAUAGUAUUGAACUGCAGAGAUGAACUGAACCAGUUCAUUGAAGGUCUACAAACUCACUAUGUUCUGACCAUGGUGAGAGAGGAGAAGCUGUCCUGUAUGUUUAACCGUCGUAAGCCUCCAGUCACCGUUGCUGAUGUCAGAGGUCUUCUAAACUUCAAAUACCGCCAAGACAUCAACCAAGAGGCUGACCGUAAAACUGGCCAGCAGUUUGUCAGAUUUCUGCAGGCGACGAAAGGUGAUGGCGCCACCGUCAACGGGAUUACGCUGAAGCCCCACGAUGUCCUCAUGUGGAUGACAGGAUCAGCAGAAAUCCCGGCUUUGGGUUUCCACAAGCUAAUAGACGUAGAGUUUGUUGAGAAGGAAAGGAAACAACCAGUAUCAUCUUUGCUUUUAAAGUUCCAGUCACUGAGGAUUAGGACGAAGAAAUUAAGUGGUCUGAGAAGAAAAAAUCACAAAAUAGAGCAAAUGUGGCCAGAGGUCAACCAGCAGGUUAAUUACCCUCUAAAGCCAGUUUUGGUAGACAUGGUCAACCAGGAUCAGCUGGACAAGGAUGAUCAACUGGUGAAGUUCUGUGUUUCCAGCCUUCUGUUACUGAUAGCAGAAUACGACACGCUUUGUGCAUUCCUGGAAUAG
Dreissena polymorpha is the source of this 1920-nucleotide messenger RNA. RefSeq lists its product as uncharacterized. Bases 43 to 1920 code for a protein of 625 amino acids. The record is from RefSeq and is a predicted model, not a curated record. Lineage: Eukaryota; Metazoa; Mollusca; Bivalvia; Myida; Dreissenidae. The transcript is spliced from 8 exons.